Messenger RNA from Chenopodium quinoa (quinoa), 861 nucleotides. RefSeq lists its product as uncharacterized. Gene Ontology annotation, molecular function: zinc ion binding; nucleic acid binding. Lineage: Eukaryota; Viridiplantae; Streptophyta; Magnoliopsida; Caryophyllales; Amaranthaceae. Bases 1 to 861 code for a protein of 286 amino acids. The transcript has a single exon. The record is from RefSeq and is a predicted model, not a curated record.
AUGUUGAUUCAAACCUUCUAUAAUAUUCUAACCCAUGAGUUCCGAAUCUACAUUGAUGCUGCAUCAGGGGGUUCUCUCUUGACAAAGAACCUAACUGAGGCAAAGGAGCUGAUUGAGAAGAUGGCGGCCAAUGAUAAUUAUCAUCCAGGAGGUCGUCAGAAUGUGAAAAAAGGAGGUAAGCUUGAUGUAGAUGCUUUGACUAUGUUAGCCAGUUUUGUGCAGGCACUAACAAGCAGGUUUGAUAAGCUCCAAGCUGGAACUUUAACUAGCCCCCAGGAGGUUUGUCAAAUGUGUAAUGUGCAGGGCCACAUCGCACCUGAUUGCCCGCAAAACAUGAGUGAGAUGUCUAUUGAACAAGCUAAUGCUCUCUACUCUUUGAACCCCAAAAAGCCUUUUGAUCCCUACUCCAAUUCUUAUAACGAAGGUUGGAAACAUCAUCCCAACUUCUCUUAUAAGAACACCCAAGCACAACAGAAUCCACCAUCACAACCACCCCUACCCAACAACUACAACUCACCACCCGGUUUCCAACAAAGACCACCUAUGAACCAACAACCAACGCAACUACUUCCCCAAAAAUCUAGCCUUGAGUUGAUGAUGGAGAGCUUCAUUACCACAACUAACAGUGCCAUCCAACAACAAGGUAGCUCCAUCCAACAGUUGCAAGCCCAGAGUAAGCUCAUGGAAACCCAAAUAAGUCAACUCUCACAACAGGUGAGUCGUUUAUCAACUCUUCAUGAUCAAGCAAAGGUCCAAAAAGAACAAUGCAAUGCAGUUUUCUUGAGAAGAGAUGAAUCAUCUCCGAGGCAAAUAGAUGAGAAAGUGUGCAGUGUGGAGUCUAGAAAAGAUGAAAAAGGGUAA